Cottoperca gobio is the source of this 1968-nucleotide messenger RNA. RefSeq names its product voltage-dependent anion channel 1 (gene vdac1). The transcript is spliced from 9 exons. Gene Ontology annotation, molecular function: voltage-gated monoatomic anion channel activity. Lineage: Eukaryota; Metazoa; Chordata; Actinopteri; Perciformes; Bovichtidae. Gene Ontology annotation, biological process: monoatomic anion transmembrane transport. Gene Ontology annotation, cellular component: mitochondrial outer membrane. The record is from RefSeq and is a predicted model, not a curated record. The coding region runs from base 113 to 967 and encodes 284 amino acids.
UCCAAUAUUGAAAUGCAACACAGCUGACGUUUACUUCACUGCACUGUCACUGCUAUCGGCCGGUGGAUUGUGACCUCCAUCACAAUCCGUCUCAUCCAUUGACUUACCGGAGAUGAUGGCUGUACCUCCAACUUACAUUGACCUUGGAAAGUCUGCCAGGGAUGUUUUCACCAAGGGAUACGGCUUUGGGGUCAUCAAGCUGGACUUGAAAACAAAGUCUGACAAUGGACUGGAGUUCACCAGCACAGGCUCUGCCAACACUGAGACCAGCAAGGUCGCUGGAUCCCUGGAGACCAAGUACAAGUGGGCGGAGCACGGCUUGACCUUCACAGAGAAGUGGAACACCGACAACACCCUGGGGACCGAGAUCACCCUUGAAGACCAGUUGGCUAAAGGGCUGAAGCUGACGUUUGAUUCCUCCUUCUCACCAAACACCGGCAAGAAAAGCGGCAAGGUCAAGACGGGCUACAAGUGCGACCACAUCAACCUUGGCUGUGACGUUAACUACGACAUCAAUGGUACAGCCAUCCACGGCGCAGCAGUAGUGGGCUACGAGGGCUGGCUGGCCGGCUACCAGAUGACCUUCGAGGCUGGCAGGAACAGAAUCACCCAGAGCAACUUUGCGGUUGGAUUCAAGACGGACGAGUUCCAGCUCCAUACGAAUGUAAAUGAUGGCACUGAGUUUGGUGGUUCCAUCUACCAGAAGGUGAAUGACCAGCUGGAGACAGCCGUCAACCUGGCCUGGACUGCUGGAAACAGCAACACCCGCUUUGGCAUCGCUGCUAAGUAUCAGAUUGACCCUGAUGCAUCCUUCUCUGCCAAGGUAAACAACUCCAGCCUUGUGGGCCUGGGCUACACUCAGACUCUGAAGCCAGGCAUCAAGCUGACACUCUCUGCUCUCCUUGAUGGCAAGAACAUCAACGCUGGUGGCCACAAGCUUGGUCUCGGCCUCGAGUUCCAGGCGUAAGAGGAUGAUGCAGACGACCUUCCAGUCCUCCCAGCACACACAGCGUUCCCCACCAAAAAAAAAUAAAAAAUUCCAAAUCCUUUUAUUGAUUAGCUAGCCCUCACAAAAACCCCUGUGUCCCGAGACAAGCUACAGCUGGAGGCAACAUAGCAUUAAACGUCAAAUCCUUCUUGCAACGAUCUACCACUUUUAAAGGACCACUUAAAGGGAACAUUAUAUUUUGGAAAUAAAGAGCUGAGUUCAGAUCAAAACUACAACCAUUAAACAGAAAGUUUUAUCGGGAACUGUGUAGUUUGCAAGGGAAAAAUAGGGUUGAGUACAGUCAAGUGGACCAUCACUACAUUCAAACGCAAUGCUUUAAUUUGUGUCCCUCUCUGCUCUCCAAUGCAGAUCAAAUGGAAAGCACAGUAAGCGUACAGUUGAGUAGUUACAACCACCAGAUGGUGCUGUUGCAUAGCACUAUUAAGCACUCCGUGCUCAAAAGUUGUAGUGGUGAAAUAACUGUUUAAUUUCCACCCUUCUGCACUGGCGAGCUCUAAUGUCUGUCUUGAUAUAGUAUACAAUGGGAUGGUUUAGUUGUCCCUGAUGUAAGCAGCUGUGAUUAGCUCUAAGAGGACGCUAAACUCCAAUGUGGACAUUCUGUGUUUUUGUCUCACUUGUUUUUUGUGUCUGUGCAUUUGGUGUGAAACAUGUCUUUUGUUACAUAUAGUAAAAUAUUAUAUUAUUUUAUUGACGGUCUUGCAUAGUUUAAUCCAUCUGUGGAGUCUUAAGAAGGCAAAGACCUGUUAUUUCUUCCUGUUGGACCGAAGGAGGGAAACCUAUCAUCCACACCGUUACACUUCUCUGGAUAAGAGUUACAGUACUUCUCUGAGGGAGGGUGAAAGUAAUGAAUAGUGUGGAAAGGAAAUUGUAGUCUUCCACAACUGGUUAUGGGAAUCAUGCUUAGUGUAUUUGACAGUAUUGUCGUUCCCUGAAUUAAUAAAGAACAUCUUGAAUCAGUU